Nematolebias whitei (Rio pearlfish) is the source of this 2379-nucleotide messenger RNA. RefSeq lists its product as uncharacterized. The record is from RefSeq and is a predicted model, not a curated record. NCBI's taxonomy places the organism in Eukaryota, Metazoa, Chordata, Actinopteri, Cyprinodontiformes, Rivulidae. The transcript has 2 exons. The coding region runs from base 174 to 515 and encodes 113 amino acids.
UAAAGCAAAGGUCAGAGAAACGACAUACCCGGGCAGACCGUCUGUCAGUGGGGCUCCCGGCCUGGGAGUCCAGGGAGGGGAGCUUCAGAAAAAGAGCCAGCAAUUUUUCUUUUUUUUUUUUUGGCCUUUAAUUCUGAUUUACAGAAAAUAAGACCAUCGUAGAAAGCUCCAAAAUGUUCUUCAGACUCCCAAGACUGACUCCUAGUUACAUCAGGCUGCUGCAGACUCAGGCCUACCACAACAUGCCUGUGGCGCCUCCAGACGAGAGGACCAUGCCUGGUGUGGCUAUGCUCCUGGGGGCCGUGGGGAUCGGGAUGUGUGGCUACAGCUCCAAGCAGUUGGCCCUCCACCACAGGCCAUCCACUCGCGUGCUGCACUGGGUCGGCACCCACACCGAUGCCGGCAGCAUGGGCACAGGAGCCCAUGCGCGGAGCCCCUUCCAGGAUGUCACUCGUCGAGCUGCUGCCUGCCAGGAGAUCCCACCACCCUCCUUCGUGGGGCAGAAAUUCCCCUGAAACAUGCAACAAUAUAGUAAAUAUAGCUUAGUCAGCAUUACGGGUUUAGCUUGGUAACUAUGCUUUCACUUGUCUAAGAUUGAAGCUAUGCUGGCCCUUUGCAACAAAGUGGCCCUUGUGCUCUCUAAAGAUCAGUAAGUGUGGAUACCUUACUUAACUCAUGUGUUGGCAAGAGUAAUGUGGAUUUAUGUAACUAGUGCAAACAAUACAUUCUGCUGGGUUGUAUUUACUAAGAGUUUUGAAAGCACUGAUUGGGCACUGAGCAAUAAGAGUGACUGGAUGGAGCUGAUGCUAGAACGUCCCAAAGACAGUUGAUUAUCGUGGCCUCACUGAGGUGCCGGUUUGGAUUUGGGGCCAUUGUGCAUUUUUUAAAUUUCUGCUACAAAAAGUGACAAAAAGUGAUCCGGAUGGUUCGCCUCCCCCUUCUCUGUGACCCUUACCAAGACCAAAAACCACAUAGGUGCUUAAUCAGCUCUUUCAUGCCCAUGACCAACUAAUUUCCUCUAAGAAAGAAGUGGAUUGAUCUUUCAACAGUCCUUGGCAUUUGUAGUAGGAUACUGGUUGAUAUUUUCUUUUUACAUCUACAAUAAGACAUGUUAAAGCUUGCACAGCAACACUUUGCUGGAUUGUGAGUCCUAAUUGGCAUGUUUGACACGCUGUAGGAAUCUGUCAGACAAGGUAAAGACCAAAACCUGUGUCCUGCAGGGAUUAACCUUGGUGGAAAAUCACUCCUGGCACACACACAUACAUGUACACACACAUUAAGCUAAUCUGGUAUUAGCGAGUCGAGGACCUGUGGGAAGCAGACACUUCCUGUGCAGCCAGACAAUGUGCCGUUCCCCCUGCAGCGUCCACCUUUCUUCUCAGAGUCACAGGUGGGGUUUAAAUUGACGGUGGUGUUUUCAUUUCCAUCUAAAACUAGACGUGAAGCAUAAAAUUGGGACGUGAGAUGUGGCGAGGCACUGAGUGUGGUUGAGAGCGAGCGCUGUGCCUUAUUGGUUGCACAGGAUUAUACUGCUGUAUUCUUGGCAAGAUUUGUAGCACAUGGCACAUCUGGGCAAACAACAGGAGGAGGUUUCAAGACUAUACAGUGAAGAUGGAGAGAAAGUUGUAAGGGUUGUAAUCUUGUAUUACAUAGCCAAAAAGCCAGCUUAGUCUGUCUGCCAAAUUGGACAAGUAGUGAGUCUUUCAAGUCCCAACAGAGACUCUCCAGGACACAGACGCAGCGGGUCAUCUACAAGACAUUCAUAAUCCAUUCAGCAGAGGAGGCGAAUGCAGCUGGAGUUAAAUGCUGAACAAUGUCACCUACACGGGCCAACACCCAUUAACAGUUACAUGAUGGGGUUGUAAUGGAAAAAUAACGAAGAAAACAAAACAGAUACUUGUAGAAUCAAAUGUGACUCAUUUUCUUAUGCCUGAUCGGAACUACUUUGAUUCAUCAAUUUCACAACUUCUGAAUGUCUGAAAAUGACAUAGUCUGGGCUGAAGGCUGAGUAAUGCACCUGACUGCUUCUGAUAGAUUCUCGUCACACUGCAGUGGAGCAGAGUGAGCAGCGAGCACUGUGGAAACCUACUGAUCUCAAUCAGAGAGUGAGCUUGUCUCCUUUCUGCAGCCAACCUUCACCCAGCAUCGUGGAAUUUAUUAGAAAAUACUGCCACGAUUGUGAUUUUGAAGGGAAAAUAUCUGACAACGUGCAGGCUGCUGGAAUAAAAAUGCGUGGGGAACAACAUUUUGAAGGUGCAGCAUUCAUCUGUCAGCUUGUUGUGUGUUGCACAUCAGUGCUCGUCAGUUUGUUAGUCUGCAUAUUCAAGUUCAGCCGUGUCAAAGGUGUGAUUUGUUUGUAGAAGAAAUUAAUAAAUUUGU